UGGAGUCGGGCGCCGGCGAUUCCCCGCGGGUUGACAGGGGAUAUGGGCUUCCCGGGUUCGCCGGCGUGCGUGGUCUGGUUGCUCAAGGAGGGCCAUGAGGAUGUUCGAAAGAGCGUGUUCAACGGGGUCUUGGGCGCCUUGCACUUCGUCAUGGGGAGCAGAAAUUGGUGCGUCGUCUUCCUCGAGCUGCUUCUCGCGCGAAGGUUCGACGAGCUCCAGGUCAUCGUCCAUGUCGCGUGCACAGGGGGCGAGGUCUCCCUUCUGGACGUCGCGAAUGGUGAAUGCGGGGUGAAUUCUCUAAAGAAACUCUUCGGGGCGGUGAGGCUGCACGCCGAACUGCGCCAGCAUCUCAUCAAUCACCUCCUGGACGAAGGCCUGUUCCAUCACAGGAAAGGCCCGGAUCUGCUUCGCAGUAUCUUCACCACGUUUACGUUCCCUUGCAAGGAUUCUUCGAUUGUCAUCCGGCAUGCCUUAAACAACUUCAUUGGUGUGCUCUCGUCCACGUUUGGGUCGAAGUCCAUGGUGAAAUGCUUCAAAGCCGCGACAAACCCCGAGCUCCAGGACUUCGAGAAGAUCAUCUUGAGCCACACCGUUCAAAUCGCCAAAGGAGAAUUCAGCAACUACUUCUUGCAGAAAGUCCUCCAGCAUGGCGGCGAACGACUGAGGCUGAACAUCACGGACUGCGUCGUAGAGCACCUGGUGAGCCUGUCCUUGGACCGGUACGGGACCCACGUGGUGCAGGCGUGCUUCCCCCGGACGGCGUCGGGCGGCCUGCCGCUGCUGGUACGACUACGACUACGACCCGCGCUCGAGAAAUUCCGGCGCCUGUCCGACGAGCAGCUCGCUCAACUGGUGCAGGACUGCUAUGCCAACUACGUCGUCCGCGAGCUGCUCCUGGCCGGCAAAGGCGGCUCCCCGGAGGAGACGGUGGCGCUGGCGCGGAGGAUCAAGAAGCUGCCGGUGGCGGGCUGGGAACACAUAGACCAAGCCGUGAGGCGGGUGAUGGUGGUCGUCAGGAUGGUGCUCCCCUAGUCCAGCGUCUGCACUAUCCGGUUUUGUUCUGUUCAUAGUGAUAGUCUGAUAGAGGCAUAGAGCGCACCAUGAGGCGUGCAAGUACGUAGCUAGCCUAAUGGUCUUCCAACUGUCUGUCAGUCAUGUUGCCCAAGGGGCAUGGAUGUGCCAGGCCGUGCUACAAAGCGGCGCAGCAUGCCGUCUGUGAA
Messenger RNA from Setaria italica (foxtail millet), 1220 nucleotides. RefSeq lists its product as uncharacterized. Gene Ontology annotation, cellular component: cytoplasm. Gene Ontology annotation, molecular function: mRNA binding. Gene Ontology annotation, biological process: post-transcriptional regulation of gene expression. Bases 43 to 1032 code for a protein of 329 amino acids. NCBI's taxonomy places the organism in Eukaryota, Viridiplantae, Streptophyta, Magnoliopsida, Poales, Poaceae. The record is from RefSeq and is a predicted model, not a curated record. The transcript is spliced from 5 exons.